UCAUUUUUCACCACCAUGGCUGACUUUUCCUACCACCAACAAUCACAAUCUACUCAACCAUCCUUUCGCUUUCGCUACCGUGAUGAUCCACACCAACAAACCCUUUGCACCCAGGUGGCUAAGGCAGCCACAGCUGUCACCACCGGUGGCUCCCUCCUUGUCCUUGCUGCCUUAAUCUUGACCGGCACAGUCAUUUCUCUGACAGUUGUUACUCCACUAUUUAUCAUUUUCAGUCCUGUUUUGGUUCCUGCAGUCAUCGCAGUUGUCCUCCUGAACCUUGGAUUCUUGGUCUCAGGUGGGUUUUGUGUGAUGGCUAUCACUGUGUUGGCAUGGAUAUAUGGAUAUGUGACUGGGAAGCACCCACCUGGUGCUGAUCAAUUGGACAGUGCUCGUCACAUGCUCUUGAACAAAGCACGAGAGAUCAAGGACUAUGGACUAACCCAGCAAAUCAGUGGUGGAGCUCAGACUUAUUAAUGAAUGAAUGAACAAAUCAGUGGUGGAGCUCAGACUUAUUAAUAAAUGAAUGAACAAAGUUAAAUGUAGUUUUCCUAUGUUCUCAUCGAUUUUGAGUUUUCUCAUCAUCACUUUUGUUAGUGUUUUCAGUGAAUUAAGAAAAUCUAUUUGUCUGUUGCAUUUUUUUAAAGUUAAUAUCCAAUUUUAUGAUUCU
This is a messenger RNA of Vigna angularis (adzuki bean), 667 nucleotides long. RefSeq names its product oleosin Ara h 11.0101. Gene Ontology annotation, biological process: lipid storage; sexual reproduction. Lineage: Eukaryota; Viridiplantae; Streptophyta; Magnoliopsida; Fabales; Fabaceae. The transcript has a single exon. The coding region runs from base 16 to 474 and encodes 152 amino acids. Gene Ontology annotation, cellular component: monolayer-surrounded lipid storage body; membrane; extracellular region. The record is from RefSeq and is a predicted model, not a curated record.